UUUGACUACCAGGAGCUGCUCCACAACUCCACCUUCUGCCUGGUUCCUCGGGGUCGUCGCCUGGGCUCCUUUCGCUUCCUAGAGUCUCUACAGGUAGGAUGCCAAAUACUGAUCUCAAUACUCUUGCAUGGUCCUAGAAGAAUGCCAAAUACUGCUCACAAUACACUAGCAUGGUCCCAGAUAUGUGAUCUGUUUGUGCCGUCUUGCCAACUCCUAUGACCAACUCCUGGGACCAAGCUACGAGUACGAAUACACCUCUGAACUAUCAAGAUUAUGCGUUGAUGUGGAUUGUGUUAGCAGUUACACUAUUAGUAUCAUAGCCACACUCUGACCAACUUUCGUAUGAAGAUCCUUAUGUGCUCUACUAACGUGUACAAUUUAAGGUGUUAACCAUUAUGGUGGUGUUGACUAAUUUGCAACAAAAAAAAGGGGGGGGGGAUUUGGUAAAUAUAACAUUGAAAGGGAUUACCUUUCAUCAAACUCAGCUUCAAUAAAGCAUGUAGUUAAAGAAAUAAUUAUAUGGGACGAACUGUGUGGAAUUACCACCCAUGUUGAUGUUUUGGUGAUGGAGCUGUGUUCAUGGUUUUACCUACCAAUGAACCUCCCAGACUCUUGUGUUCCCUGGCCCUCUUUCCCCUCUUUCCUUCUCUCUCGCUGAGUCUCUCAAUGGUCCGGAAGCUUCCAUAGGGGUGCCAGCCUGCCACACUGCUGAUCUAAACUGAAUAGGCAAAUCCACUGAACGCAGGGCUUGGCAGGGAAGCUCACUCUCACACAGCUAACUCAUUCCUCCUCGGCACUCACUCCCCCGCUCUCUCCCUCCAUCUCUCUUCCCUCUAUUCCUCUGUCUCCUUUGCUUUUCCAUUCAGGCCAGUCUGAGAUUUGUAAGAUCUCCUUUUUAUUUCCGUGCCAGCCCAAGCCCACAAAAGAACUUGCAAUUACCAGUGUGGUAGGAAACUUACUGCCAGCGUUCCAACUCUCGGUACAUACACUCCCAUGGGGGCACACACACUCACGGACAAAUGCCUGAGUACACACACACACACACACAGACAAAUGCCCAUGCGCGCACGCACACACACACACACACUCACCCUGAUGCUCCUCUCUUCAUCUCCCAAUGCAAAAUACAACAAUACACAUAUGCCCACAUGCUGAGCUGCAAUGGGAUCCAGACAGGGGAAUACUUCUUAGUCAGUCCGCUUCACAGCACCAUAUCUCUGGGGAAGUGGCUCAGGCAAGCCCCAGGCUUCACGUCAGCUCAGGAGGCCUUAGCAUCUGGCUUGACCCUGUUACCUGGAGUGUAGCCUAGCGUAUCUUAGCGUCGUCAGCAUGGCUUCCUUGGUGAGGGCUGGUCUCUGGUGAGGCAACUAGCGGAGCUUCAAACCGCUAGAGGGGGAAUCUCAGUCGGAGUCGUCUGAUCUCAGUCUGUAGCUGGUUCUGGCUGCUCUCCUGUGAUUUAAUUAGAAAGGUAAAUAAAACCAUCAACACCCAGGCCCGCAGCUUAGAGAGAGAGAUUGAAGGAGGGAGCUGAAAAAAGAAAAGUAGAACAACAUCAAAAACCUGGCUGUCAGUAAACAAGGGGAUACGGCAACAUCAAACUCAGCGUAAAAAAAUAUUAUGUAUUAUCUCUCUCCAUUUCUCUCUCCCUCUCGCCAUCCUCCCUGUGUAGUGUACUUAAUUAGCAGACUAGGGGUCUAUUAAAUCUGUGUGUGUGUGUGUGUGAUGCAGCAGAAAUGUGAUCUCUUUUUCUCUAGGGCCCCAAGGGGCUCCUGGGACUGGCAAGAUAUUAGCUGUGACUCAUGCAACCUCCCCAAGAGUGUCACACAAACACACACACACACACACACACACACACACUGCAUCAUCGAUUUCAUUAUCUGCUCAGACUGCCUUAUUGAAGUACCAGCUGCUACUAUGGUGGUAUGUGUCAGAGACGAAGACUGGAAAUCUAGACAACAUAUUUAUAUUGAAAAAUGGCCUGUCUACCACAAGCAGAGCAGAUGAACAACGGUAGCAUUUCCACUGACUUUGUCUGCUUGUCACACUGACCCACCCAUUUUCCAGAUGAUAGAUUAUCUUACGUGUACAUCUGCUGAAAACAGAGUAUUCAAUCUAUUCUCUCUCUCGCUCUCUCUAGGCAGCGUGUAUUCCAGUGUUGCUUAGUAAUGGUUGGGAGCUGCCCUUCUCUGAUGUCAUCCAGUGGAACCAGGCUGUCAUAGAAGGAGAUGAGAGAUUGCUACUGCAGGUAACACAAACACACACACCUGGAAUCAAUUAUGUUUGAACCCAGUUGAUACAGGAAAUAACCUGACAUUCAGCUAGCUAAUAGCUAGCUAAUAGCUAGCUAAAUAGCAUUUUUGAAAGUACAUCAUGGGACAUGUUAAAAUCAUAGAAUUUACAGAUUCAAAAUGGAAUUGACCGCAACAACGUUAGGCCCACGUGUGCACCCAUAAACACGUGCGCUCGCAUGUACACACACACUCCUCCCCCUCUAACACUCCACGCACACAAACACACACACGCCUCGUGAGUUUUGAGGAAAUAAAGCUGGUGACAGGAGGUUGAAUGGGGCCAAGUACAUCAGAGAGACAGGAGAUCAUUGAGAGGUGAAUCUCUCUUUCAGAUCUAGAGAUGAAAGUUGGAGGAGAGAAAGAGUGAGAGGGAGGAGAGAGAGAGGAGAUGGAGAGAGUGAAAGAGGAGGGAGGCCCUUUGCUUCCUCAGGUCCCUAUCAUUAGAAGAGCUGUUAUAUGGUAGACUAAGUUCUAGGGGAGUCAACUGGCUAUCUGACUGGCCUUUUAACAUCACUGUAGAAGAUGCAGACUUCCCUACUAGGCUAACUUUAAUAAUAAUCAAAUCACAUGGCCAUUUAGCAGAUGUUUUUAUCCAAAGUAACUGCCUGUUGUAGACUUACAGGUUAGGUGAGUCUACUGGAUAUAUUUCCUAUUUCUUCAGCUAGCUGACACAUUCAUAGUAUUUAGUUUAGGAGAAUGAAUGGGUUGAAUUUGGGCUAUUUUCGUUUGGUGCCAGUGGGGUGACCCCUUUUUAUUUUCCUCUAGUAGAGCGUAGUGUCAUCAUGUAACAUGUAACUUGCCUGAAAUGUUGGUUUCAGGUAAAUCAUGUGAGAAAUAAGAGUACUACUUCUGAUGGAAGUAGUCUGCGCUAUAGACAGAGCUAGGUGAGCUAGGAUAGCUGCUGGGAACCUUUCCUGAACCCAAGCUCUCCCUCUGGCAAAACAAUACCAUUGAUAGUGGAUUUGACUCUGGCUGGAUUUAAAUAAUGUAGCUAGUGUCUUCCCACUUUCCCUGUCUUCCUCCAUAGUAAGGGUUAUUGACUGCCAGUUGGUUCAGCCUUGCAGGUAAAAAUGUAACAUUAUACUGUAAGAAAAUGUUAUUAUUUUACCAGGCAGUGUAGAGAGCAGUGUCAUUCUAUGAAGUACAUUUCAUUCAGCAACAUUCUGAUUGUUUUAUCCUGUUGAAUACAUGAUUGACCUUGCCUGCUAUGCUCUUCCUUUUCUAUCUCACGCACCCUUGCUCUCUCCCUCAACUUCCACCCUCUCUCCCUCGUCUUCCUCUCUCUCCCAGGUCCCGUCUACGGUGCGUGCGGUGGGAAAUGAGCGGGUCCUAGCUCUGAGGCAGCGGACCCAGAUGCUGUGGGAGGCCUACUUCUCCUCCGUAGACAAGAUAGUCCUCACCACACUGGAGGUAGGUGAUAAGGAGUCCUGUUCAUUAGGCACCAAAUGGGAGAAAACGGACUGAAACAGUACCUGGACAUUGUCCAAUAAGAAAUGCUUGUUUUUGUUUUCUGUGGCAAUUAUAUUUUGCUGCGAUGUGCUCUAAUGAACACGUAUUGGAUUGGAUGUUUUGUUCUUAUACUGACACUAGCUGGUCAAAGUGAGCAAGUGCAUGUACUUAAGAUUGCUGCGUUUGUAUUCUUGAUGUGAUUACUUCAGUUUUACACACACAAAGUUGGCCAGCCCAUAUGGACAUAGAUAAUUAAGGUUUGAACAUAUGGGUACAUCAGGGCGUUCUAACAUAUUAACAUACAGUAGCUCCCCUUAAACCUUCUCACCUUGUCAUCGCGCUCUCUCUCUCAGAUAAUCAAGGACCGGGUGUUCUCCCACGUCUCCAGAAAUAAGUACAUGUGGAACUCCUUACCAGGAGGCCUGCUUGUCCUGCCAGAGUACUCCACUCACUUGGCCCACUUCCCCUUCUACUACCUGAGCCUAGGUAGGAACCAGACCGGACUGGACCGGUUCCGACUAGUUCAGACCUACCUGACUAGACUGGCUCAUCCUUAUAAUUAUAUCUCAUCUAUAGGGUCUCCUCUGAUAAAACAAAAAUAGAUAUUUCAUAAAGUUUAUAAUAAAUAGUAUAUAAAGCAAAUCUAAUAUUUGGCUCCUACAGUAAAUAUGUUACUACUUUCAUAUAUGCAACAAUGUACAAGGUAGAUAGUAAAAGUAGAAACUCCUCGUUCCUUCCUGCAGGGGUCAGUCCAGGUCAAGAGUUCACCGCCAUCAUCCAUGCCGUCUCCCCAUUGGUCUCCCAGUCUCAGCCAAUCAUGAAGCUGCUUCAGGUGGUCUCCAAGUCCAAAUACUGUACACAGGUGAGUGUGUUUUUAGCGUGUUGGUGAAUAAGAGGUCAUAGGUAACAAAUGGACAACUCUACAUUGCUUCAUUAAGCCUAAUAACCCUUAUGCUUAUUGUGUCACACACUAUUCCCUCCACCUCUAGAUCAUCAUCCUGUGGAACAGUGAGAAGCCGCCGCCCCACAGGAGUAAAUGGCCCCCCAUGCCUGUCCCCCUCACUGUGACAGACGGCAGGAGGAAGGUGAGUGACAAUGACGUCACCAAAACCCAAGUCAGGCCACGGGAGAGGCAGAAUGAUACACUGUCUGCCUCUCUCUGUGCCUCUCUCUGUCUGUCUACCCCGCCCUCUAACCACAAAACAGAGUGAAUCUAUGGGAGUAAAAUCCUUCCUUUUUCACUGCUUGUCAUUCACACAUCCGUGACAUUGACUCAUCCUCUCUCUCCCCAUACCACAGACCUCAGUGGAGCGGACAGUGUCCCUGUCAUUCCUUCAUUUUCCCACACAUAAACCAACCACUGUCAACCUUAAUAAGGAAUGGAAAUGAUUAUCUCUCUCUCGAUCCCCCUUCUCCAGACGAGCAGUCGUUUCCUGCCCAACGUGGCCAUAGAGACAGAGGCAGUGCUGAGUCUGGAUGAAGAUACAGUCCUGCUGACCAGUGAGGUAUGACCUUCCUAAACAACUACACACUGUGGUAGAAAACACACACCCACUUUACCCAUCUAACUGUACUCACUCUUCCCGCAGGUGAACUUUGCCUUCUUGGUGUGGAGGAGUUUUCCUGAGCGCAUCGUGGGCUACCCCCCCAGGAGUCACUUCUGGGACCCAGUGAAGCAUGCGUGGGGGUACACCUCCAAGUGGACUAACGAGUACUCCAUCGUUCUGACGGGAGCAGCCUUCUACCACAGGUAGAACGGACCUCCCCAUUCAAGUUAACCAGUCAAAUUGCCAGGGUUAGAGGUUCCAAGCCCUUUCUAUGGAUUCUAUUUCUAUGACUAACAUCAUGCACAACUGAGCAGUUGCUCUACUGACACACAAUAGAAAAACAUAGUAAACAAACGAAGAUCAUUAAACAGAUGGUCUAUGAGCUGUGGCCACUUACAUUUUGCCCUUAGAAGAAUGUAUUACCAGGCUUAAUGUACAGUUCAAUAUCAAUAUUCCAACCAACAAGAUCUGACAAGUAGAUACAUUGUGCACAUCAACUAUUUAUUUGCCAUUUUAGUGAUCACUUUGCUAUCUCUCACCCUUCCAUUUCCUCUCCAUCAGGUACUAUCACUACCUGUUCUCCCACUACCUGCCCCCCUCACUGCGGGCACUGGUGGACCGCACCUCCAACUGUGAGGACAUCCUCAUGAACUUCCUGGUUUCCUCCGUCACCCACCUGCCGCCAAUCAAAGUGGCCCAGAGGAAGCAGUACAAGGAGCUGCCCAGCUCACAGGUGAGGCGACACCCAUCAAUGGUGAAUUUGACCAAUGAGCUGCCCAGCCCACAGGUGAGGCCACUCCCAUCAGUUGGAUGUCUGACCAAUUAGUUAUUUAUUGCUGUAGUCGUGAUACUGUAUAUAAAGCAUAACAUUUGUUGUCUUGGUGUCCAAAAAAGUUUGUUACAUUUAAUUUGUUUUCUUAAAUUUAAAGAUCAACCAAUAGCAGAAUGAAUAGAUAGACAGCUUAUUAACAAGGGUUAGACAGAGUUCAACCUGUUAUAGAUAUAUUUUUACACAACAAUAAUCAUUCAAUCCUUCUCUGCACCCUCGCCAGUCUGUUAUUGCUGCGAGAAUACACAAUAAUAAUCAAGUGCAAAACUUUCUGUUCAAAUGACCCCGGCUGAAAGUCAGCCCAUUGAACAACCUCAACAAAACCUGUAAACAUCUGCUGCCUAUAAUUGACAAUGGCUGAUAAGAAUGACAACUCCUUUUUACCUAACAAUACCUUGCUCCGGUUUAUUUUAGUGAAGAUGAGAUUAUCCCAGACCGUGUAUGUCACAGUAUCUCGCCCUACUCUGUCAGAUUGGAGAGAACAACCCUAUCUGUAUCAGACGUGAGAUCAAUUAGCCAUCGUAAUUUUAACAGUUCCCUAGUUUUCUGACAGGAAAUAUACUUUACAUCAGCCAUACAUCUUUAUCAGCCUAUAGAUAAGAUUGAGGAAUCUCGACACCAGUAAUUGUCUACAGUAUACAUUCCCACGGUAUACAGAGAACCAUAAUUCCAUUUGUACAUCCCGUCUGUACAUUGGCGUUAUGUGCAACAGUGUGUACGACGAUCUUGGUUUCAAACUCACCCUCUUCUCUCUCCACAUCCUCUUUUCCUCUCGUCCUUCUAGGGUACGAAGAUGAGCGCUCCGUGGGCCAACCCAGAGCACUUUACCCAGAGACAGGAGUGUGUGAACAGCUUUGCCAGAUGGUUCGGCUACAUGCCCCUGGUCCACUCCCAGUUCCGCCUGGACCCCCUGCUCUUCAAGGACCAGGUGUCUGUCCUGCGCAAGAAGUACAAGGACCUGGAACGUGCC
Coregonus sp. 'balchen' is the source of this 7086-nucleotide messenger RNA. NCBI's taxonomy places the organism in Eukaryota, Metazoa, Chordata, Actinopteri, Salmoniformes, Salmonidae. The record is from the annotation of a GenBank genome assembly.